Messenger RNA from Pseudomassariella vexata, 1800 nucleotides. RefSeq lists its product as uncharacterized. NCBI's taxonomy places the organism in Eukaryota, Fungi, Ascomycota, Sordariomycetes, Amphisphaeriales, Pseudomassariaceae. The coding region runs from base 1 to 1800 and encodes 599 amino acids. The transcript has a single exon. The record is from RefSeq and is a predicted model, not a curated record.
AUGCCGUCGUCGAACGCGCCCUCUGGGGGGUUUUCACUAUUCCCCAAUACCAACGCGACGAAAACACCUCCCAAGAAGACGAAUACGAGACCUCGCAUUACUACUCCUCAAUCUUUGGAGCUGGACCACGGCGUAUCCUUUGAGAUGACGCCUCCACGGAAUGGCAGGCAGACUCCAGAUGAUAUGGCACAGUUCGUCAUUGAUGGAUCACCACAGACAGCAGCUGGGCCUUCUCAUCGGCCUGAAGAGUUCCAUGAAGGAGCCUUCGUCUCGCAACCUGUUCCACUGGCAGAUGCACCGCCCCGGACCGACACGGCGUUUUCGGGAGCAAGCACUCUUGUACGCAGCAACAGCAACCGAUCCAGGAGUUCCAUCGCCAAAAGACCUCUUGACGAGGCCCCAUCCUCCUUGCCAGCGGCCGAGGCGGGAGUGCGCUCCAUGUUUCCUCAGUACGACCAUAAUCUACCUUUCGAUCGCCAAGAUUACUUCCCGACUCAGACCAGUCCGCGGCACAUUCCGAGAACGGUUAUCAGUAGACAAUCACAUGUUCCGCAGGAGUCCGACAACCGCAGUCCGCCGGUGCGAAGUCCCGUAAGAAGUCCACUCAGUGCCGGCUCUGCUCAACGAUGGCCAAGACGACACCACGAACCGCCCGUGAUUCCACCAGUGAGCACGACUGAAGAGCUCCGCAAUUACUGGAAGGCAGCAAACGGGUGGAAGGCCUCUUCGUCAGAGGGACGGACCUUUUGUAUGAAGUUGGUCCCCGAGAAGGAUACCCCAAUAUACAACCUCACGUCCACUGCGCAAACAUUUUACCACCUUCGCUUCAACCCCACCUCCGCCUCUGCCUACGUAACGUUAAGCCGCCAUGAUCCAAGUAAACCCUACAAAGAAAGGGAUCCAGCCGCAGACGCUGCCAAAUCCCCAGGUGGCAUUCUCGCCGCUCUGCGGGAAGCGGAAAAGAACAAGUCAUGGCAGGAAUCCAUCAGUACCACGUUAGAAGAACCGUCACGACGCCUGCCGCCCAACGACGGCCUGGUAGCCCUGUUGUAUCCCUGCGCCGCGACGAAGAUGGCCCUCGAAAGGCCCGACGACAUGCAGGCCGUCAUGACUGCCGAACGUGAAUGCGCCCGCCUCGUCUGGGACGAAGACAGCCAGAACUACUUCCUUGUGCACCCGGCCCUCGCCACACCCUUCUGCAUCACGGUGGAGCGAAACCACGGCUGGAGCCGGACGGAAUACACGCUCGAGCACAUCGAGUCACCGCAGCACCUGGCCAAGCUGACGCGCGACGGCACGGGCGAGGGCUGGAUGGAGCUGGACACCCUCAUCGCCGGCCGCAUCGAGAGCCACUACAUCCUUGACGUGGCCGUGUGCGCCCUCCUCAUCGUCGCAAACGCCGACGAGAAGAACAGCCUCGUUGAGCAGUUCGAGCCCCCUCCCGUGCUGGCCCCGCAGCCGGCGCAUCUGCGCAGCGGCAGUAGGAGCCGGAGUAGUAGUCGUAUCAGCAAUAUCAGCAACAUAAUCAGCGGCGGCGACAAGAAGAAGGGCAAGAAGAACAGGAAGCACCGCAAGCUUGAGGAGCUUGAGAUGGACCUCGAGAGCCAGACGAGCAGCCUCGGCGGCAAACUCGACAUCAGCACCAAGGAUAAGGACAAGUUGCCGGGAACGGCGCGCACCGUCCUCAAGUUGUUGAGCUUUGCGUUUAAAUGCUUCAUUUGGGCGCUGACGCUGGUGUUCAAGGCGCUCAUGGCUGUCGUAGUGGGGCUGACCAAGUGUUUGACCUCGGAAAAGCUGUGA